UGCAUGUUCUGCGAGCGAGUCGUGAAUUGCUUGUCAGGAUUCCGGGUCGUCUCCAUAGCUAUGGGGGCCGAGUUAGAAUACAGAGGCAAGCACGUCCUCGCACCAAUGGUGCGGGUGGGAGGGCUCCCGUUCCGUAUGUUAGCGGCAGAAUACGGGGCGGACAUCACCUACGGCGAGGAAAUUGUGGACCACAAGAUGGUGCGCUGUGCGCGUGUGGUGAAUGAAGACCUUGGGACGGUAGACUUCGUCGAGAAGAGCAGCAAUGAGGUCGUGUUUCGCACCUGUGACGAGGAGAAACAUCGCGUGGUCUUCCAGGUCGGGACGUCGGAGGCCGUUCGGUGUUUGAAGGCGGCCAAUCUCGUGGCAGGGGAUAUUGCGGCAUUUGAUGUGAACAUGGGAUGUCCGAAGAGCUUUUCUACGAGUGGAGGCAUGGGCUCUGCGCUCUUAUCGAAACCGGAUGUGAUUCACGACAUCUUGACCACUUUGAAGCGGAACCUGAACAUCCCCGUGACGUGUAAGAUUCGGUUGCUGAAGACGUACGGGGAGACCGUGGAGCUGGCGCGUCGAAUUGAGAAGACGGGGGUGUCUGCGUUGGCUGUGCAUGGGAGGAGAGUGCCGGAUAGGCCCCGAGACCCAGCGCAGUGGGACGGGAUUCAGGAGGUAGUAUCGGCGCUUUCCAUCCCGGUGAUUGCGAAUGGGGAUGUUUUCGAGUACUCUGAUUUUCAGCGCAUUAAAGAUGCGACUGGCGCUGCCUCGGUGAUGGUGGCCAGAGGAGCUAUGUGGAAUGUUUCUGUAUUUCGACCCGAGGGAAAGCACUUUUGGGAGGACGUGAAAAGAGAAUAUGUCAGGAAAUGUAUCGAAUGGGAUAAUGAUGUGAGGUGGACCAAGCACACAUUGAAAGAGAUGAUCCAGUACCACUCUUGUUUGGAAUUUGCUGAGGGCAAGGCAAUGUAUCGCUGCAAAACGCUUGCGGAUGUUGCAGAUAUGUACGAUAUGCGGGAUUAUUACAACGAGUUGCAGGCCUCUCGGAGCCGAAAUGGAUUCGCAUCGCACACAGAAGGUUGUUUUUAGGCCUUCUGUGGUAAUUUUUUUUCAAUCUUCAUUGAUUGAGAAGCUACUUUCAGAAGGUGGAGCGGUAGGUGGAAUGAAUCUGUUCUUGAACAGGCUUUGGUGUACGGUUCUUAAUGUGAGUGAGAUGGAUAUUUGCAACCACAUCAACAUGGCCAAACUUAGAGCUGAAGCAGCAUAUCAUCAUCUCUUAAAGACACCAGUGAUGACCGCUCCAGCUAUCAAUCUUGCUUACUUCUGGAACCUCAUAUAUAUAAUCUAUUGCGUGGAAUAGUGGAAGUUCGAUCUCAUCCUCUGGAGAAUUUCAGCUCUCUAUUUAAUCCGCAUGUGGAUGUCCCAUAAUCAUCCAAGGCCGUUUCAAUGAGGUGCCUGGUUUCUGCAGUUGGAUUUUACAGAAGUCAAGUGAUAUGUAGCUUUAGGAAGUCCAGUAGAUGCGGCCAUCAGCGAUGGAAGAUGAGCCAGAAUGAUUGGGCUGCGCACUCUUAACCGUACUAGUGACCGGUUGUAUGUGAUGUAUGGACAUUUUAUACAAUAUAAUUAUCCCAAAUGCCAAGAUCUGAAAACAUUUUAGUUGUCUUUUU
Messenger RNA from Physcomitrium patens, 1649 nucleotides. Lineage: Eukaryota; Viridiplantae; Streptophyta; Bryopsida; Funariales; Funariaceae. The record is from RefSeq and is a predicted model, not a curated record.